AUGCCUUUCUUUGAAGCCCUCGAGCAAAUUCCCAUGUACCAAAAAUUUAUGAAAGAGGUAAUCGUUAAAAAGAGACCAAUAGGAGAUGGGUCGGUAAUAUUUAAUGAAAAGUGUAGUGCAAUAUCACCAGGUAGGAGAAUCCCAAACAAACAGACGGAUCUUGGAGUUGUCAUAGUCACAUGCACUAUAAAAGACAAAACUUUCAAGAAGGUACUAAUUGAUUCAGGAGCUAGUGUGAGUCUGAUGCCAUUGUCAAUCUAUCAAAGGCUUGGUAUUGGAAAUGUCAGUGAUACAAGGACAAUUCUAAAAUUUGCAGAUCACUCUAUAAAGAAUGCAUAUGGGAUAGUAGAAGACGUACUGGUGACAAUAGAGAAAUUUAGUUUUCCUGUUGAUUUUGUGGUCAUAGACAUACCUGAGGAUGAAGAGACACCUACCAUUCUUGGUCGACCAUUCAUGCAGACAAGUCGAUUCAAUUUCGACAUAGACCAGGGUACACUAACUUUAAAAGUUUAUGAUAAUGAAGUAACCUUGAAUGUUAUUGAAAACAGGAAGCUAGAGGUAGAAAAAGAAAAUCACUAUCAAGUAGGCAUGAUCAGGACAGAUGUGAAAGACCAAAGUAACAUGCCAAUAUCAGAAAAAGUCUCAAGAAGGCCUUCUCAACCGAUAUCACUGCCAAUAGCAACCCGGAAUGAAAAACUCCUAUUUACAUUCCAAAAUCCAUGA
Messenger RNA from Lathyrus oleraceus (garden pea), 723 nucleotides. RefSeq lists its product as uncharacterized. Gene Ontology annotation, biological process: proteolysis. Gene Ontology annotation, molecular function: aspartic-type endopeptidase activity. Bases 1 to 723 code for a protein of 240 amino acids. The record is from RefSeq and is a predicted model, not a curated record. The transcript has a single exon. NCBI's taxonomy places the organism in Eukaryota, Viridiplantae, Streptophyta, Magnoliopsida, Fabales, Fabaceae.